GCCCCCCCGUCCUUCCCCCUCCAUCUUCCCCACCCUACCAUUUCAAAUCACUCUCUCCACCCCCCUGCUCGUCGUCGGCGUCGCCAAUCCACCCAUCAACUCCCAGAUCUCUCCCCCUCUCGCUCGCGCUCGCCGCGGAUGUCCUCGUCGGCGCGCUUCGACCUCCGGGCCUCGUCGCAGCAGCUGCAGGCGCCGGCGUCGCACGCCGGCAUGAGCGACGGGGGCGCGUUCGCGAAUGCGGGGAACCUGGAGCACUGCGCCCGGUACCUCAACCAGACGCUCGUCACCUUCGGAUUCCCGGCCUCGCUCGACCUCUUCGCCACCGAUCCGAUCUCGAUUGCAAGAACAUGCAACUGCAUCUACGCAUUGCUGCAGCAGCGCCAGAGGGACAUUGAGUUCAGGGAGUCUACAAAUGAUCUGCGGCAGCGUAUGCAGUCGGAUAUUUCACGUCUGGAAGCCAAGAUUGAAAGAAUGGAUGCUCAAUUAGCAGCCAAAGAUCGGGAGCUAGCCACACUUACUCGAACAGAGGCGAAAAACACUGCAGCCUUGAAAUCUCAGAUUGAUAAGCUGCAGCAAGAACGUGAUGAAUUUCAGAAAAUGGUUAUAGGAAAUCAGCAAGUACGCACCCAGCAAAUCCAUGAAAUGAAGAAGAAAGAGAAGGAAUACAUAAAAUUGCAGGAGAAGCUUAACCAGGUAUUAAUGGAGAAGAAAAAGGAGUCCUCCCGUUCUGGAAUGGAAAUAAUGAACUUGUUGCAGAAAGAAGGACGGCAACGUGGAACUUGGAAUGGAAAAAAGAAUGACAACGAUUAUUACAAAAUGAUUGUUGAUGCAUAUGAAGUGAAAAAGCAAGAACUGAUGCAGGAGAAUGCUGAUUUACGGGCACUAUUGCGUUCAAUGCAGAUGGACAUGCGUGAGUUCCUCAAUGCUCCGAAUGGAUCAUCACAGCCUACCGUUGCUGCCAAUGGAAGAAAAGAGGCAGGGUCUCCUCAGUCCCCGCUAGGUGGCAAGACGGAUGUCUUUGACCUGCCAUUUCACAUGGCAAGAGACCAGAUAGAAGAGAGUUUGCGCACAAAAAUGGCUUCAAUCAAGGCACGAAUGACGCAACUUCAAGAUGCUCAAAAAGGUGCUGAAGUGACCUCUGAGGCUACCGAGCGUGAGCUUGAACUCGAAGCUCAGCUGGUUGAAGCAAGGAGCAUCAUUCAAGAGCAGGCCUCCAUCAUGUCCAAGCACUUCACCAAGUCUGAUAAGCCAAGCGGCAGGAGGCAUAGUGGUCUGGAUGGCGAGCGAGAGGCGUCUGCCGAGGUGUGAAAAUGGCAAGACCUCUUUUUUAGUAAGCGCUCAGGUAGUAUGUUGCAGGAUAACGUCUUCCUGGCAUGGUAGCCUGAGUCUAGGCGCCGUCGAUGCAGUAUGAUGUCCAGGAGCAUCUCCUCCGGUGCAUGGCUAACCUGGUUCACCUCUACUAGUUACGUGUAGCGUAAGUGUAAUUGUAAUCCUACCGUUUGAAUUAUGGCAGUGUAGCUACCUUACACAUAGUUACAUCCCUGGAAGAAAUGCACCCAUUGGACGUGGCUUACAGGAGUGUUGUUGGCAUGCCAUGUUAGCAACGUUGUACAUGCAAUUAGCCAUGGCUAGUCUACAGAAUGUGGACUGCAGCAGGCUGUCAACUGUCGCUGCUAUGGCACAAUCUGGUUUGCGGCAUGGUGCAGUUACCAUUGGAUCGAAAUAGGGGCUGAAUCUUUGCUUGAGUGCAAGUUGAUGCUUGUUACUGGAACA
Molecule: messenger RNA, 1773 nt
Organism: Panicum virgatum (switchgrass)
Lineage: Eukaryota; Viridiplantae; Streptophyta; Magnoliopsida; Poales; Poaceae
Product: afadin- and alpha-actinin-binding protein-like
Exons: 15
Coding region: 139-1308 (389 amino acids)
Source: RefSeq, a predicted model, not a curated record